UCUCUACCUGCAUAUCACCACUGCGGGAGUAAACUUUAUGGGAAGAUUCGCUGCUGCAUGGGCAGGACUACACGCCGUUCUCGGAUGAAGACGGCCAAUCAUCAUGCAUGACAUCUGCAUACCUGUUAGGCCGGACCCGAGCCAUCAGCGGGGGUCCCACAGACUUGACGCCGAGGUAGAGGGCUACUCCGAUCCGGUGCAUCAAUGUCAUGGGCGUCAAGAGUCCUUCGUAUGCCUCCGAUCGAGGCGUCAACCUUGCCGGUCAAUGACUAGGCUAAGGGAUGAUCUAACUUGCUUCCGACCAGGUUGGACAUUUAUCUUGAGGUAUGACGUUGUUUCCGACAUUGAUUCUUCUUCUCACCAGGAAUAUAAACAAGACAUGAUCUCUUUAUAUGAACAAGCUCUGCGAGAUCGAAUGCGAGAGACCCAGGUUGUCAUGCUAAGUGUGACGUCGCUUGAACAAGACCUUGUCAUUUUCAAGUUCCAUCGUGACACGCGUUAUUCGACAAUUAAUUUAUCUGAGCGGUCGUGAUUGGCAAGUGGCCUGUGAUCAUGAUUCCUGGGUAUGCAUUGCCGCCCUCGGAAGGGCCUUUGGCAGAG
This is a messenger RNA of Aureobasidium subglaciale EXF-2481, 600 nucleotides long. RefSeq lists its product as uncharacterized. Lineage: Eukaryota; Fungi; Ascomycota; Dothideomycetes; Dothideales; Saccotheciaceae. The transcript has a single exon. The record is from RefSeq and is a predicted model, not a curated record. Bases 104 to 532 code for a protein of 142 amino acids.